AUGAGGUUCACCGACGCCCUCUUCGCCGCGGCCGCUACUAGCGGCGCAACCGCAGCCGCAACCGGACCCGAGGCUCAGGGGCUCGGGGCGCGGCAGGCGGCCAACACCAUCACGGUCGACCUGACCAAGACAUACCAGACCAUGGACGGGUUCGGGUUCAGCACGGCGUUCCAGCGCGGCAACCUGAUCACCAACCUGUCGAACAAGAAGGUGCAGCGGGAGCUGCUCGACCUGCUCUUCAACCGCACGACGGGGGCCGGGUUCAGCAUCAUCCGCACGGGCAUCGGGUCCAGCCCGGACAGCUCGUCGGACCACAUGAACACGUUCGCGCCCAAGAACCCCGGCGGGCCGACGGCGGCGCCGCAAUACCAGUGGGACGGCAAGGACAGCGGGCAGCUGUUUGUGUGCCAGGAGGCGGUCAAGACGUACGGCGUGCGGGCCAUCUACGCGGACGCGUGGAGCGCCCCGGGCUACAUGAAGACCAACAACAACGAGAACAACGGCGGCACGCUGUGCGGGAUGCCGGGGGCGGCGACGUGCCAGAGCGGCGACUGGCGGCAGGCGUACGCCAGCUACCUGGCCGCCUACGUGCGCUUCUACCGCGAGGCGGGCGUCAACGUGACGCACCUGGGCUUCCUCAACGAGCCCGAGUUCGCCGCCUCGUACGCCUCCAUGUCGGCCAACGGGAACCAGGCCGCCGACUUCAUCAAGGUGUUGCACGCCACGCUCGUGGCCGAGAACCUGACCGACACGACGGGCAUCGCCUGCUGCGACAGCGAGGGGUGGGGGAACCAGGUCAAUAUGAUGAACUCGAUCAGGUCGGCCGGCGCCGAGGACCUGAUGAAGGCGGUCACGUCGCACACGUACACGGGCGGGUCGUCGGGCGCCAUGAACACCAAGGUGCCGGUCUGGCUGUCGGAGCAGUGCGACCUGCAGGGCGCGUGGACGACGGCGUGGUACUCGAGCGGCGGCGCCGGCGACGGCCUGACCUGGGCCAACAACAUCUACUCGGCCGUCGUCAACACGGGCGUCUCGGGCUACCUGUACUGGGAGGGCGUGCAGUGGCCGAACCCAAACACGAACGAGAAGAUCAUCAAGGUUGACAACGCCACAAACACCUACGAGGUCGCGAACCGCCUCUGGGCCUUCGCCAACUGGUCGCGCUACGUCCGCCCCGGCGCCGUCCGCGUCGGUAGCUCUGGCGGCGGCGGCGGGAGCGUCAAGACGGCGGCGUUCAAGAACCUCGACGGGUCAAUCGCCGUCGUGGCCAUUAACACGGGCGCCAGCGCGUCGCCCGUCUCCGUCAAGGUCGCGGGCGCCGGCGAGGCGCGCGCAUGGGUGUCGGAUAACACCCACAAGUGCGAGGAGACGACUGUCACGGUCGGCAGCGACGGCGCCGUGGCUGGGUCGUUGCCGGCCAGGUCGAUCGUCACGUUCGUCAUCACCCCUGCUGCUGCUGCUGCGCCGGCGGCUGAGGGUGGUGGCGAUGCAUGA
Molecule: messenger RNA, 1494 nt
Organism: Phialemonium atrogriseum
Lineage: Eukaryota; Fungi; Ascomycota; Sordariomycetes; Cephalothecales; Cephalothecaceae
Product: glycoside hydrolase superfamily
Exons: 1
Coding region: 1-1494 (497 amino acids)
Biological process (GO): sphingolipid metabolic process
Molecular function (GO): glucosylceramidase activity
Source: RefSeq, a predicted model, not a curated record